Molecule: messenger RNA, 2813 nt
Organism: Galleria mellonella (greater wax moth)
Lineage: Eukaryota; Metazoa; Arthropoda; Insecta; Lepidoptera; Pyralidae
Exons: 2
Coding region: 683-2554 (623 amino acids)
Molecular function (GO): DNA binding; protein dimerization activity
Source: RefSeq, a predicted model, not a curated record
UGACUUACCUAUAUUCUAGCAAGCAGGACUGCCAGAUGUGAAGGGGAAAUCCCCAAUAAAUUGUUGCAUGUGACUGAUGAUGUGAGCAUGUUCGUUUCAUAAUAAAAAUGUUGCCAGGUAACCAAAAAGUCGUAUGUUUUUGUGCGAAUUACGAUCAUAAUCUUUACGAUCGUACAUUAAAAAAUAGACAAAUAAUAGUAUGAGUACGAUUUAAAUCGUAUAUCUGUCAACCCUGCUAGCAAGACAGCGACAAAAUCACGUUGCAUAACAAUGUAGCCCAAGCUUAUAUCUUAUGAAAUAUACGGAAGAGAUACGGACUUAGAAAAAACAGAAAUGUUGUUCUUUGUGGAAGUCAUUGAUGAAAUUCUAUGUAUUUUAGCCCGCAAACUUUCUUCAAACAAAAACAGCGCCAUCUAGUAUCGAGUUCUGUAAUUAUCUCUUUGUUUAUGGAUUUGAAGUAAGACCGCCACGCAUGCAAUACAUUAUGACUGGGGAUUCCCCUAUUCGUCGACGCUGAAUAUGAGGCGACGACAAUCACUGUCAAACGUGUUCACUAUUACUCUGACUCUGGUAACGUGACUUCCUGGUAACGUGUUAGGUAGGAAAAGCAGUAAAAAAGUGCAUAUUAAGGGAGCAGAUUUGAAAUAAUAUUUAUACUUAACAAGAAAUAAUUAAAGGUUCAAUGGGGAGACCUAAAGAUUUACGCAUAUGGGAGCACUACCGUACUUUACCAAACAAGUCUGUUUCUUGCAAGCUUUGUAAUAAGGUCUACAAAUUCAGUAAUGCUGCCAAAAUGCUUCAACAUCUUAUCACUUGUCCAAAAUCUCCAGAAACAUUAAAAGACUCUAUGAAACUUAUAAAAGAUAGCUCGUCCAAAACCAAAAUGUCUGGACUGUCAGAGAUAGAGACAAAUGAUUCUUUUAUAAGCCCCUCGUCGUCUGCUAACACUACAAUAAAUGCUGAGUUUCAAGACACCGAUGAUCAUAUAAAAACAGAAUUAGCGAGAGCUAUAUUUGUAACAGGGACGCCAUUAUCGAUGGUGCAACAUCCUUUAUGGAUACAAUUUUUCGAAAAAUUGCAACCAAAAUUUAAAAUACCUUCACGUAAAGCUUUAGCGACAAAAUACUUAGAUAAAAUAUAUAGAGAAAUGCGUUUUGAGUUAAAUGAGGAACUAAAUGCUUGUAGUUACUUACACCUUCAGUGCGAUGGCUGGUCUAAUUUAAGAAAUGAAGGAAUAAUAAACUUUCUUAUAUCAAAACCUCAACCUGCAUACGUUAAAAGUUUGAAUACAGAAAGUAAUCCUCACACUAGUGAAUACCUUAGCCAAGAAGUUGAAAAAGUAAUGAAAGUGUAUGGAGCAAAUAAGUUUCUUGUACUUAUUGGCGAUAACGCUAGAAAUAUACAAAAGGCAUUCGAAUUAACAAAACUCAAAUAUCCACAUGUUGUUCCUCUCGGUUGCUGUGCACAUAUCCUUAACUUGUUGUGCCAAGAUAUUGUAAAGAUACAAGAAGUAACUGUGUUUAUUAUGCAAGCCAUAAAUAUAAUAAAAACUGUUAAAAGGAGUCAACGAUUAAGUUCCUUGUUGAUAAAAUCAAGGCAGGGUGAAGAUUCUACACAAACACUAAAAUUGCUUUGUGCUACAAGAUGGGGAAGUCAUGUUACUUCGUUAAAAAGUUUGAAAGCAAAUAAGAUAGCUUUGCAAAUAUUAACAGUUAGAGAAGAUGUGGUAAUUUCAAGAGAUAUUAAAGAUUUAAUUCUAAGUGAUGAUUUCUGGACGAAGACAGGGGAAUGUAUAAGUAUUUUGGAACCAGUCACUGAAAGCAUAUUUUACUUAGAGAGCGACCAGAAUCGUUUGCAUCGCACAUACAUUACAUUUAGAGAUGUACAAGCUAAGAUACGUUUUGCAUUAAAUGAGAUUUCGACAUUGAGCGAAGAAAGCAAACAGCAGAUUCUAACAUCAGUAUCUUCAAGAUGCAAUAUGGCAAUGAGGCCAAUACAUUUUGCAGCAUAUAUUCUAGACCCCAGGACUCUAGGAGUCGAACUUACUCAAGAGGAAGAACUUAAGGGUAUGGAGUUUAUCUACAAUUUAAGCCAACACUUAAGUUUGUCAAAUGUAAUGGCAGAUUUGGCGUGUUAUAAAGCUAAAGAAAACUUUUGGGCCAGAGGAUUUGUAUGGAGCUCAUUAGAUAGCAUUGAGCCCCUAAUAUGGUGGAAAGGUAUUUGUGGUUCCACUGAGUUAAGCAAAGUAGCGAUUCGUAUUCUAUCAGCUCCCUGUACUUCGGCAGCCACUGAGCGUUCCUUUAGUAUCCAAGGCUACAUACAUAAUAACAAAAGAAAUCGACUUACAACUGAAAGAACUGAAAAAAUUUCAUUCAUUUGUUAUAACUGGAAUCUUAAACAUAAAGCUGAAUGCGAGGACAUUCAGUUUAAUGAAGAAAAUACCUUAGAAGCUUUCAUUGAGCAAGUAAAUGAACAUAACAGUUUAGACGAAAUAGAGCCUAUCGAACCUAUACAAUUCAUCGCUUGUAAUAACUCUGAAUCUGACAGUGAUUGACUGUAGUUUUACAUUUUACUUUCAUCUCUUUCUUAAUAAACUCAAAAUCAAAUUAAAAGUUUUUUAUUCUGUAGGCUGCAUAAUAAUAUUGUCUAUGUCCAGUAUAGUGGACGUCUUGCGGCUGAGAUGACGAUGAUGAAGUACAAAAUCAUAAACACCCAAAAAUUUGGGUGUUUAUGGGGUUUAAACCCAAUAAACCCAAAACACCCGGUUUUUACCCACCAGACUUUAAACCCACCCAGGUGGAUUGCCCAUCUCU